Paramecium pentaurelia is the source of this 659-nucleotide messenger RNA. NCBI's taxonomy places the organism in Eukaryota, Ciliophora, Oligohymenophorea, Peniculida, Parameciidae. The record is from the annotation of a GenBank genome assembly.
AUGAGAAUAAAAUCAUAACCUUAAAAGUAUUAAGAAGACUUUUAAGAAACUAUUGAAACUAUAAGUAUUGAUCUAUCUUAUAAUGAAAAUAAUAAUGAAGAUCAAUAAAUAGAUAAUUGUUUAGAGCCUUUAUAUGAAGUUGAAGCUAUUAUUAUGAAAAAAAUAGAAAAUUAUGAAUCACAUUAUCUAAUUAAAUGGAAAGGAUAUUCUGAAUUGACUUGGGAACCCUUAUCAAGUUUAUAAAAUUGUUAAUUGCUUCUUGAAGAAUUUGAUCAAUAAGAAUAAUCUAAAAAUAUUAUUAUUACUAAAAAAUGUGUUACUAAUAAGACAAUUACUAAAUCAAAAAAAAAACAUAAUAAAUCUAAAAAAGGAGGUUCUUUUGAAAAUGAACAUUAAAUUUAAUCAUUCUAAAAUUUAGGUAGAAUUAUUAAAAUUAAUGGAAUUUAAUAAUAACAAUUGAAAGUAUAUAUCCUAUAUUUAUUAUUUAGGUUAAUUUAAAAUAAAAAAACAAUUUAAAGCCUAGAUCAGUUUGGAUUAAUAUAAAUGAUUUACAUAAAAAAGCUCCAAAAAAAUUAUUAUAAUUCUAUGAAUCACUACCUCCUAUUUAAUAAUUGUUUUAAUAAACAACUUCAAAAUCAAAUUUAAGUACAUAACAAUGA